ACAUUAUAGAAUGGCAAAUGUAACGGGUGCUCACAGUUCAGACUCGGUCCUGCUCUGUCACCACAGUGCCCAUUACACCUUUGGUCCAAUGUGGCUUCAGGACAGAACAGGACAGCACCCCUACUGGUCUGAACUAACCUGGAACUUGGUACCUUUCACAGAGACACAGGAGAGUUCAGACCUGAGAGCGGCAGGCUGCUCAACCUGCAUCUUCUGUCUGUCUGUCUCUCUGUCUAUCUGUCUUCUCUGUCGCCGCAGCUGGAGCCCCGCUAUGGACCCGAACUGAAAGGUGUUGCAGGAAGUAAUUGAUAUGCUUCUAGUGGUCAUCUUCUGCAGUUCGGUGUCCGGUAUGGUCCAGCUCAGGUGGAUGUUGGAUUUGACGAUGUUGAGUGUGGCUUUGCUGGAAAAGGCAGGAGGAAUGAAAUUGUGACUGCAUUCAUGUUUGCUGGCCUGGAGCUCAAAUCAACCAGAAGUGUUCAUCGAAGCCAUCAGGUCUUUGUGCUGUAAAAGAGAGCCUGCUUCAUCCAAUCAGGACAGAGAUCUCCACAAAAAAGGUGGUCCUGUCUGCUCCAGCAACACGAAAAGAGCAUGAUCCUCCUGUUCUGGCACCUACAUCGGCAAAAGGGGGAACAGGGAAAGCUUCCAAUUCUAGCGUUCACAGUGACAGCUUCUACUACCAAAAGAAGCAAGGAGAGCUGCCUCGACACAAAGAAAGGAGUAGUGCAAGUGUGGUGACAUAGAGAGGAGGGAGAGCAUUGCUAACUGCAAAACGGACAGGAAGUGUUUCCUGACACACUGAUAGAAGACUGGAUGUGGUUGUAGCGAUGGUUAAGUCAGGGUGGGGGGUGUGGGCCUUCUCCCCCUGCUGCCUCCUUCUGGUCAUCUGUUCAUCCGUGUGUCUGUCCCGGCCGCCUCACAUCAAACCAGCGGACUGUAGUAGAAAGGAACAUCCUGUCGUCUCCUACCAAGCAUUGAAGCCGUGGCUAUCAGAGUUCUUCCAUCCAGGAGUGAAGGAUUUCUCCCAGUUGGCCCUGGACCUGAGCAGAAACCAGCUCAUUGUAGGAGCAAGGAACUUCCUGUUCAGACUGAGUUUGAGCAAUGCCUCACUCAUACAGAUGACAGAUUGGGCCCCUGAUGAGGAGACAAAGCAGUCAUGUCAGAGCAAGGGCAAGUCUGAGGAUGAGUGUCAAAACUACAUCCGGGUUUUGUUGAUAAGUGGGAGGACACUCUUCACAUGUGGGACCAACGCUUUCACCCCUGUGUGCAUAACCAGGCAGGUUGAUAACAUCAGCCAGGUGCUGGACACGGUGAAUGGUGUUGCCAGAUGUCCCUACGACCCGCGCCACAAUUCCACGGCCAUGGUAACCGAGAGGGGCGAGCUGUAUGCCGCCACCGUGAUCGACUUCUCUGGACGUGACCCUGUCAUCUACAGGAGCCUGGGGAACAUGCCGCCACUGCGAACCGCCCAGUAUAACUCCAAAUGGCUCAACGAGCCUCAUUUUGUCUCUGUGUACGAGAUUGGCCGCUUUGCCUACUUCUUCUUAAGAGAAACGGCAGUUGAAAAUGACUGCGGGAAGAUGGUGUUCUCUCGCGUGGCACGGGUCUGUAAGAACGACAUGGGCGGACGCUUCCUUUUGGAGGACACGUGGACGACCUUCAUGAAGGCCCGACUCAACUGCUCACGCUCAGGAGAGAUUCCCUUUUACUACAAUGAGCUGCAGAGUACCUUUUACUUACCAGAGCAAGACCUGAUCUAUGGCAUCUUUACCACUAAUGUGAACAGUAUAUCUGCCUCUGCUGUCUGUGCCUUCAAUCUGAGCUCCAUCACCCAGGCCUUCAACGGACCCUUUCGCUACCAGGAGAAUCCCCGCACUGCCUGGCUCUCUACCCCAAAUCCCAUACCCAAUUUUCAGUGUGGGACACUGGAGGAGGGAGGCGUUGGGGGGAACCUGACGGAGCGCAGCCUCCAAGACGCCCAGCGGCUCUUCCUCAUGAAUGAUGUGGUCCAGCCGGUCACUGUAAACCCUCUGCUCACCCAGGACAACUUGCGCUUCUCCAAGAUGGUAGUGGACAUCGUGCAGGGCAGAGACAACCUCUACCAUGUGAUGUACAUCAGCACUGAGUACGGCACCAUCCUGAAGACUCUCUCCACAACCAAUAAAAGCCAUCAUGGCUGCUACCUGGAGGAGCUCAGAAUCCUCCCUGAGGGGCAAGUUGGACAAAUCAAGAGUCUGCGAAUCCUCCACAGUGACAGAUCUUUGUUUGUUGGGCUUGAUGACAGACUAGUGAAGAUCCCAUUAGAGCGCUGCUCCAGCUAUCCAACUGAACGUCAUUGCAUGGAAGCUCGGGACCCUUACUGUGGCUGGGAUCACAAGCAGAAGCGCUGUACCACCAUUGAGGGGAGCUCCAACAUGAACCAGUGGACCCAAAACAUCACCGAGUGCCCAGUGAGGAACCUGACACAGGAUGGCAGUUUUGGUCCGUGGGCACCAUGGCAGCCUUGUAAUCACCGCGAUGGCGAGGGCUCUGUCAGCAGCUGUGUGUGUCGCUCGCGGAUGUGUGACGGACCCGCGGCUCGAUGUGGCGGGAUUGAAUGUAAAGGUUCGACUAUCCAGGUGGCAAACUGUUCCAGGAAUGGUGGCUGGACCCCCUGGUCUUCAUGGGGCCAGUGCAGCAGUAGCUGUGGUAUCGGGUUUGAAGUACGCCAGCGGUCCUGCAACAACCCCUCACCUCGCCACGGGGGUCGAAUCUGUGUUGGCCAGGGUCGAGAGGAGAGGCUGUGCAAUGAGAAAAAGCCCUGUCCUCUGCCAGUGUUGUGGACAGCAUGGGAAUCCUGGGCUCACUGCAAUGCAGAAUGUGGAGGGGGUGUCCACUCCAGGACCAGAAUUUGUGAGAAUGGCAACAGCUGUCCUGGGUGUGCCAUGGAGUUUAAGGCCUGUAACCUUGAAGCCUGCCCUGAGGUGCGCCGCAACACUCCCUGGACCCCCUGGAUGCCAGUCAACAUCAGUCAUGAUGGAUCGAGGCAAGAGCAGAGAUUUAGGUAUACCUGUCGGGCGUUGAUCCCUGACCCCCAGCAGCUCCAGCUGGGGAAGAAGAAGGUGGAGACGCGGUUCUGCCCUAAUGAUGGGUCUGGAGUCUGCAAGACUGACUCUGUGGUUGAAGACUUGGUGAAGACAAGCGGGCAAACUCUCUCCCAGCCCCAAGGUGUGCACUGGGGACCAUGGGAAAUGUGGUCCAGCUGCUCUCAGCCGUGUUCUAAGGGCUUCCGGACUCGCAAACGCAGCUGCUCGACGACUGAGGGCAGGACCAACCCCAGCGCCUGCAUAGGAUCCCCGGUGGAGUAUCAGGACUGCAACGCUCAACCCUGUCCAGUGAAUGGAGCCUGGUCUUGCUGGUCCUCCUGGUCCCAGUGUUCAGCCAGCUGUGGGGGUGGACACUACCAGCGGACACGGAUGUGCAGUAAUCCACCCCCCGCCAGCGGAGGUGACAUCUGUAUAGGCCUACACACUGAAGAGGCGCUCUGUAAUACACACGUCUGUGAAGGCUUGGGUGAGUGGGCAGAGUGGGGGGACUGUGACGACGAGGGUCUGCAGCAUCGCAAUCGUCACUGUGGGGAAGACCAGGAGGUUGAGGCUAGCUCCUGCCAGGGCAACAUCACCCAGUCUAGGCCAUGUCAACCUCAUGAGGUGCCAGUUAUUUUGCCCGGACAAGAGGACCAGAGCUGUGGAACCUUUACUUUAUUCCAGUUGGUAGCUGUGGGCUCAGCCAGUUUCUUUGCAGCAGCGUUACUGUCGGCCCUUGGCUACUCCUACUGCCACUACCUGAACCGACCGUCGGCAGAGUCAGCAGUCAUCCACCCGAGCACGCCCAACCACCUCACCUACAACAAGCAGGGCAACAGCAUGCCAAAGAAUGAGAAGUACAUCCCCAUGGAGUUUAAGACGCUAAACAAGAACAAUCUCCAUGUGAACGAAGAGACGUGCAACCACUUCCCCUCCCCGCUGGCCUCCAGCAACAUGUUCACCACCACAUAUUACCCUACCGGCCUAAGCAAGUAUGACUUCCAUCCAGAGUCCCCCUGCAGGAGCUACAUGCACAGCUGAGAAUAGGCAACCGGCUUCUACAAACAAACCAACCCUCUUUACUCACCCAAACACCACCCUGAAGUGUUUCCUCCUUCAUAAAAUACAUUUUGAUUGAUUAUCAAUGGAGUGGCUGAGAGAAUCCUCAAUGGACACUAAAGUCUCUCCUCAGAUCCAGUUGGCCUUUCUCUUCCGUUCAAAUUUGUAGAGCAGUUCAUGAGAUCUUAAAGGCUUGGUUCACCUAAAUCUUUUGUGAUCUUGCCACGUAGAUAUUUUUGGUUUUCUUUGUCUACAUUUUGAAGAUAUGAGCUGACCGGAACUAAGACAGUAUUGAGCAACGUCUCUUUGCCAGAAGCAAACUUGACUUUUUAUAAUCCACAGACCUCACUGCAAACUGUUUAACAAGGAAUAUUGCUUUAGUAGAAGGUACUUCAAAUUCACAAGUUGUGUGUGACGUUGUUGGAAACGGAAUAAAUGGCUUGUGGAGUGAGAUUUGUAAACUGUUUGGUCCUUCCACUUCAGCUGCAUCAUUCUUUCUAUACAUCUAGAGAGAGAGCACUCCGUGGAUGACAUUGUUGUUGCAUACAACUCGAGUACAGACUGCAAAGAGAUUUCUGUGGCGAGCAUACAGCAGAGGCAAGUGACAUUUGAUGAAGGGGGUAAAAAUUGACAAGACAAAGUUGAAAAAUGAAAUGAGCUCCGUCUCAGAAGUCACCCACCCUGAGGUGCUCCGCUCGUACUCAGGACGUAGUUCCAGGGUUCCAACUAGCCUUCAGACAUUAGAUGUACCUGGACUGUCACUGGACUGAGAAUUGUUUUUGGGGGGAUUUUCUUUCUUCUCGUUUUCAACAGGUGAGUUCAGACGACUUCAUGAUGCUGUAGAUUAUUUGUCUUGGACACAUACCUUUGGGUCGCCAUCAGUAAAGACGGAUAAACAAAAAAAAAAAGUGAUCAAACAGAAGUGUGUAACAUCCACAGUUCACCCUUCAGGAAAUGGAGGAAAAAACUGAACAGACAUUCAGAUUUCUGUCUUUUUUGCUUUAAUGUUCAAAAAACAGCAUUUUCACUCUUAAUAUGUACUGUUCUUCUUAAAAAUGCCAAUUUGUGUUGAGUUGUUUUCUGUCAUGAGAUUAUAUGAAGAUUUUAGGUGUGUUCAGUGAUGUAACUGUAUUCAGCCCAGUCGCCAGGGUAAAUGUUGGGAUUGUAUGUUCCUGCAAACCACAGAUAUUUUUGAAACUUUUUAGGUUCAAUAUUUAAAAAAUGUGAGAUUCUUCGAGUUGGUGCGUUGGUUUUGCCCACGUUGAUUGCUGUCUGUGCACAACUCUGCAAGACUGUUGAUUGAUAUGAUCACUAACAUAGAAGAGGUUUUGGCCACCAAUCCAUUAUCCAGUUGCAGAGAGUUAUGUUUUCCAGUUUCAUGGGUGAGAUUGUCUUGAAUGCUGAGCUGAAGUCAACAAACUGUGGUUUCACACUUGCAAAUGUUGAAACGCUAGCUCAAAAAGUGGCCUCUUGCUCGGCAGCCCAGCUGACAUGACACCAGCAUCCCUUAAGAACUGAAACGGAUGUGCCUGUAAUGUGAAUGUGAUAUGACUAGGUCUAAUGGAAAUGUUGUUAUGGUACAUCUGAUACAUACAGAUAUGAACAUAUCAGUGGUUUGCUGAAAUACAGGAGAAAUAUUGUUCUGGUGACUGGGCUGCGACAUUUGUAUCUAUAUUUGCUGCCACAAAAUGAUUUGUUUUUCUUAACAUAUGGGGUGUUUUUUGUCAGUCACGCUCCUCUUUUGUCACCAAAUACAAUACACCUAUACUGUAUAUUUAAGAGCUUCUCACCAGAACAUGGACACACCAUAAAUCAGCCACAGAAACAACAACAGAAAGGUUGCUUAACAAUAUAUAUAACUGAUGUAUUAACUUGCUCGAGCAGGUAACAAGUCUCUACAUUUGCUUUAACUGUGUGCUGAAAUGAAGGGAAAGUAAUGGCUGCCCAUAAGCAGUAGAAACAUCUGUAAGACAUCUGUGUACAAAAUGUUUCCAGCAAUGUUGAGUGGUAUAACUUUGAGAUUUGUUACGUGAUAAAAAUGUGCAACACAUUGUUUUUUUUUUUUUUCCUAUUAGGGACAAGAUGUUGGACUACGACUAUGAAUUUCUCUUCUAUGUUUUUGAAUACAAGCACCGUAUUGGUGAGCAACACAUUAUUUGGCUUUUUACACUCUUCUGUGAAUGCAUUGGUUUCCUCCAGGUGCUCCAGUUAACAGUCCCAAAACAUGCAGGUUAGGUGACGUAGACACUGUAAAUGAUCCAUAUGAAUGAAUAUGAAUGACUGUUUUGUUUAUCAGGUAUUAAUGUUGAGUGCAUAACAUUACCAGUGUUUGUAUAAAUCUGUUUUUCACAAUCCUUUUGCACGUUUCACAAAACUGUGAGUUAUGUAUGUAUUAUGCUUGCAGGUUACAUUCACUCCUUGAUAUACAAAUUUGGUAAUAACUUGUUUUAGGGGUUUAUAAUUUCUCAAAAAUUUCCCAAAAAUUUUCAUUUGGUACAAAUUAUGGUAAAAAAAAAAAAAGUUUUGUUUUUAUAGAAUUGCCUCAUUCAAAUCUAAGUCUAUUUAUUUCAUGUAUUUAUUAUUCCUAUAUUCUUAGAAUUUUAUCCCCCAUAUAUGUUGAAUGCAUUUGCCAGAAGAUAAAUGUGACAUUUUUGCAUGUUCAACUGACCUGCUCCACGCUGGCUACAACAAUCUUGAGGUUAUGAAAGCAAUUAAUCGGAACUGUACCAGAUGAAUACCAUCGCUAUGUCAUGUUACAAAAACAGUUUAAAUCAACAGGUUAAGAAAAAUCCAUACAUGUGUACAUAAUUCCCAAUGUAACUGUAAAUUUCCUUUUCAGGGUAUUUCCAUUCAUAUGUGGAAAAGCCAGUCACUUGUGAAAAUGACCAGUACAUAUGCGACACGUUGUUUUAUGUGAAAAAAGUCAAUUGCAAAUGUGGAAUUCUCACGUUUUUAUCAAAAUUUCAUGUGAUUUAAUUUGUCAUGUUUUGCUCACACGUGCGUUUCUCAUGUGAAUGAGUGUGAUUCACAUGUGAGAAUGUACGUUGUGCAUGUGACAUUAUUUUCACAUUUUACAUUUUAAUUUACAUACAGUAUGUAUAUAGCCACAUAAAUUGCCAUACGUGAAAACAUUUGAUUCUACUGUGAAAUUCAUGCAGUAGAAUAAUAAUAGAAAUAAUUCUAUGAUCACAGAAAUCUACACAUCGGGCUCUCAACAAUGAAACAAAUUUAUAUUUGUCACAUAAUAUUUAAAGUGCUCUGUACUGUAAAAUUGUGCAAUGCAUAUUGUGUGUUUCUAAAUUGUAAAUGCCAAGAAAUAAAUGAAUGUGUUUUCUCACCA
Molecule: messenger RNA, 7461 nt
Organism: Acanthopagrus latus (yellowfin seabream)
Lineage: Eukaryota; Metazoa; Chordata; Actinopteri; Spariformes; Sparidae
Product: semaphorin-5B-like
Exons: 25
Coding region: 825-4103 (1092 amino acids)
Biological process (GO): positive regulation of cell migration; negative regulation of axon extension involved in axon guidance; neural crest cell migration
Molecular function (GO): chemorepellent activity; semaphorin receptor binding
Source: RefSeq, a predicted model, not a curated record